This is a messenger RNA of Knipowitschia caucasica, 789 nucleotides long. NCBI's taxonomy places the organism in Eukaryota, Metazoa, Chordata, Actinopteri, Gobiiformes, Gobiidae. The record is from the annotation of a GenBank genome assembly.
AUGGAAAAACCCCACCUGAAGAAGAAACCUCGGCGCUUCUGUGAACAUUGCAGCCUUGAACUCUCUCAUGCACAGUAUUAUGACCACAGGAGGCGCUAUUUCAGAAAUGGAGUUUGGGAGAAAAAUCUCCAAAGGACUCGGUCCGAUAACGCACAGAUCCUGUUAUCCCGUCACACCGGAGGGAGGUCUGUGCGUCCUGGAGCUGGAGAGACGCAUGAGCGUGAGAUGCAGACCGAGCACCCAGGGAAAGAAGUGAAGGAAGAACAUGAAGACAACGUAAAGAGUGUGUCAAUCAACCCGCCUUCAACUCCUCUUGGACCCGAUCCACAAGUUUCAGCCAGUCCACAGACUGAGGACAAAGUGCUGACUGCUCUCUGUGGACUGUCUGAUCAGCUUAAUGAACAUGCUGCCGACAUAAACGAGCGCUUCACUCAACUGCUGAAUUCAGUCAACUCCAUCGAGGAGAAGGUGGCGGCUCUGGAGUCGAACGACUGUGCGGGAGAAACAUACUCAAAGAGGAGAAGACGGGUGCACAAUCCCAAGCUUGCGGAAGCAGUUCGCCGUCUUCACAACUCAAAGACUAAUCCCAGGCGCUACGAACCAGAGCAAGGACUAAUUUCUCCUCAUAAUGAGGCAGUGACCUCCUAUUUGCUCAAAGCAGUAUCUGAAAGUCAUGAUUUACACAAUGUUGAUAAAGACCGCAUUGUGUCCGCCUGUAAGACCUAUUACGAGACGCUCGGAGUCGAGCGAGAAGAAAGAGGCUGCUGGAAUCGAGACAGAGCGUCCUAG